Molecule: messenger RNA, 3708 nt
Organism: Habropoda laboriosa
Lineage: Eukaryota; Metazoa; Arthropoda; Insecta; Hymenoptera; Apidae
Gene: Sas-4
Product: centromere protein J
Exons: 4
Coding region: 1-3708 (1235 amino acids)
Biological process (GO): centriole elongation; cilium assembly
Cellular component (GO): centriole; nucleus; centrosome
Molecular function (GO): tubulin binding
Source: RefSeq, a predicted model, not a curated record
AUGGACUUAGAAGCAACUGUGGUUGAACGUUUACAAAAAUUGAGACAGUGGCAGUUAGAACAGCAAGAACGAUUAUUGAAACAACAACAAGUACAAAGAGAAAUGUUAACUCAAAGACAAGAUUGUAUAUAUAAAGCACUUGAGUUAUCAAUACAAGAACUUGAUCUUAAUGAAGAUCAUAUGAUUAGUGUAAAUGACUCAAAUGAAACUAUUGCAAAUACUGAAACUGAUGAGAAAAACAUAGUUAUAAUGCAUAAUGAAUUAGAAAUGAGAGAAAGUUGUGCACAAAUAUCAAAUAGCAACAAAUCAUAUCUUAAUCAAAAUUCAAGUAGCUUUGAAGAAGAAACUUCUCAGCAACAAUUUUGUGGAGAAAAAUUAUUUGAAGAUGCAGUCAAUACCAAAACUCACAUAAAAAUACAAUCAAAAGAUAAGGCAGUACCUCAGAUAAAAAAUGACAUAAAAGUAAUGAUAUCUUCUCCAGAAAAAGAAAAACAAGUGAAACAAUUCAUUAUAGAUGGCAUAGCACCAUUACCAUCUAAUAAAACAGUUAUUAAUCAUAUUUCUAUUGAUGAUAUACCAAUUCCUUCUCCAAGAAAAGACUUUCAUACAUUGCUCGAAGAAAGACUGAAAGACUGUGAAAAUGAACACUCUAAAAAAUCUAAUAUUAAUUUAGGAAAUAAAGUAAAAAAACCAUUUCUAAGAAAAGGAGAAGGUUUAUCUCGAUUUAAGUUAAAUCAACAGCCACAACCUACUAUUUUGAAAACAAGACCACGAAGUGCAUCUUUUACUAACAAUACACAAUCUGGUUUCAAAUAUAAAAAUGAAAGUAAGUCCAAUAAAACUACCCGAUCUUCAAAGAAUGUACAACUAUCAAAAAGUACACAUUCUACAAAUGUACCACAAAAACAUUUAUGUCUAAAAAACAUUCCACUGCCAAAGAAAAAAGUUCGUAGUAAGUCUGAAUCUAAUACUUCUCAAUUGAAAGAUUAUGUUAAUGAAGUUAAGAAUACAGUUGAGUUAAAUACUUCAGAUUUUCAUUCUGGAACACAGAAAGAAUUAGAAGAAGUAAGGAUAUUUGAAUUGUUGGAAGAAAAGGCAGAAAAUUCUAGCUUUUGUUCUACAUCUAGUGCAGUUGUUGCUUUCUUACAUCAGUCAACACCAUGUAAAGUAAAAAAUGCUGGAUGUAAAACAGAAAGUGGUAUGCUUAAUGCCAAACAAAUUACACCAAUAAUUAAAACACCUAAAGAUCAAUUAAUUUUAAAGUCUAAUCAAGUUUACAAAUGUGCAACCUCCAAUAAAAAUGCUGAUAUAUAUUGUAAUAUUGCACCUAUUAUGAAUCAAAAAGUAAUCCAAAACAGUGUACAUAAAGGUACAAUGAAUACUAAUGAAAAUAAUAUAACAAAAGAAAAUGAUAACAGACAUACACUAUUCAAUCAAAUUCAAUCUAUAUAUAAUCAACAGAACUUUUAUAAUAUUCCUGAUGUUGAAAAUGAUAAUGAAGUAGAUGUUAGUCUUCAUGUUAGAUUUUCUGAAUAUAAUGAAUACAAAACUAUUGGAUUAACAGAUACAUCAAGUAUAUCAACUGAAUCAUUAGCAGUAAAAACUUUUUCAGAUGAAAAGGUUUGGAGUGAUUCUUCAACUCCAGAAACAUCUACUAUAGAAACAUCAUCGAUGCCAUUUAAAAUUCCUCAAUCCCCCAUGAUAAUAAAAGUAUUAAAUUAUAAAACACAAUGCCAUAAAAGUAAUAGACAAAACAAUAAUUCUAAUUGUAAUGUAGAUAUACAUCAAUAUAUUUGUCAUAAAGAUGAAUCAGAAUUUUCAGAUACUGCUGAUCAAUUUCCUGAUGAUAAAAAAAGUAUUUUACAUAACUAUAGUCAAAAUCACUCAUCACCACAAAAAAUUGAUAAUUUUCAUAGUAUUGAAGCAUCAAUAAACCAUAUGGACAAGUGUGACAACAAAAAAGCAGAUGAAUGUGUAAACAGUAACGAUGAUGAAGUUGCAACUGAGGAUCAGGAAAAUAAAGAAAACUUACAAGAAGCAAGUGAAACUAUUUUCAAAUCAGAACUUUUAAAAAAUCGUUUACUGGAACUUGAGCAAGAAAUUAAUAUAUUUCGUAAAGAAAAUACAUCUUUAUCUAUACAGCGUAAAAAAAUACAAGAAGAUUCUAGAAACUUACAUAAAGAAUACACAGAAAAAGAAAAAAAAUUGGAAGAAAAUAGAAAACUAGUGGAAGAUCGUUUGCAAGAAGAAAAGAAAAAGCUGAUACGUGAAAAAGCUGCUUUGGAAAGCAGGAUGCGAGAUUCACAAGAAAAGGUUCAACAAAGUAAAUUGGAAAGACAAGAAAUGCAGAAUUUGAAACAAGAAUUAGAACAAUUAAAAGAAGAAACGCAUAUAAAGGAAAGUAGAUGGAAUGCAGCACAAUCUAGACAUAAAUGUCAAAUGAGGAUACUAAAAAUGGAAAAUUCAAAACUAAAACAAGAAAUAGAAAAGCUACAAAAUUUAAAGAAAAGUAAUAUUAGAAAUAAGGAAAAGUCUGGAACUUCUUCAAAUACAAGAGCCAUUCAUCAAAUUAAUAAGCAGAUCAAUAUGCAAUUUAAAGAAUCACACAAAAUUAAUGGUGUCUCAUCAGAAGAUGAUCAGAAGUUGAUAGAAACAGCAAUGAAAACUGCAAAUAUAAUUAAUAGUCAAUAUAUAGAAGAAGGAAAAGAACAUAAUUAUAAUAGUAAUAAGAGUGUUAUUAAUGAAAAAUCUCAAACAACUAUUGUAAAUCUUGCCAAAAAACGUAAUUUAUAUGAAAAUUUGAUUAAAGAAGCAACAUCAGAUUUAACAGAAAUUCAAGAACAGUUCGAUACUUCUAAGAAUUUAAAUGAGUCUAGCUCAGAUUUAAGUAGUAAACUUAAACAAUUAGAGAGCAAAACAAACAUUAUAAAAGAUAAUUGUGAAAAAUCAUAUAAAGAAUCUGAUAUAUCUUUUAAUCAUGAUAAUAUUAAUAGCAAUAUUCAGUUACAUAUGCAAAAUGAUUACACACAUUUUAUAUCUCCUACAAAAACAUAUCAUGAAAAUCAUGACAAAAGUGUGAUAUCAAAAUUAUAUGACGAAUUAUCUAGUACACAUGUAGGAAGUAAAUCAUCUUGCCAAAGUAAACUUAGUAUUGAUAAACAAGGUAUAAAACAGAUACAACACAUUGAUGGUUCUAUUGAAUAUCACUUCCCAAAUGGAAAUGUUAAAAAAGUCUUUCCUGAUCAAGGUUUAACUAAAUUAAUAUAUUAUAAUGGAGAUGUUCGUGAGACUAAUAGAGAUGGAAAAAUUAAAUAUUUUUAUGCAUCAACAGGUACAUGGCACACAACAAUGCCAGAUGGUUUAGAAAUUUUAAAAUUUGCUAAUGGUCAAGUAGAAAGACGAUUGCAUAAUGGUGCAGUGGAAGUAUCAUUUCCAGAUGGUUCAUUACGAAUUUUAGAAUCAGGUGGUAUUGAAAAGUGGAUACAACCUGAUGGAACAUUAAUUCAAAUUCUUACUAAUGGAGAAAAAAUUCUUACACUACCAAAUGGACAACGGGAAAUACAUACCAAAACUCAUAAGAGACGAGAAUAUCCUGAUGGUACUAUGAAACUGAUCUAUCUUGAUGGCACUCAGGAAACGCGGUAUUCAAAUGGUAGAAUACGUAUUAAAGACAAAGAUGGUAAUCUUUUAAUGGAUUCAUAUCAAUAA